Messenger RNA from Pelobates fuscus (common spadefoot toad), 2886 nucleotides. It is a transcript of the gene TRIM50, whose product is annotated as tripartite motif containing 50. Gene Ontology annotation, molecular function: zinc ion binding; protein binding; ubiquitin protein ligase activity. The transcript is spliced from 7 exons. The record is from RefSeq and is a predicted model, not a curated record. Gene Ontology annotation, cellular component: cytoplasm. Gene Ontology annotation, biological process: protein ubiquitination. NCBI's taxonomy places the organism in Eukaryota, Metazoa, Chordata, Amphibia, Anura, Pelobatidae. The coding region runs from base 95 to 1522 and encodes 475 amino acids.
CUUAAUCGCAGAGAAAGUCACAGCAGCACCCUGGCCACUGCUACAGAAAAUACUGGGAGCUCCUUGAAAACAGCAGCAGAUCUGUCAACUUGGGAUGGCAUGUAACAUAAGGCUCCCUCUUUUGGAGACCCAGUUGACGUGCCCAAUCUGCCUGGAAGUCUUUAAGGACCCUCUUAUGUUACAGUGUGGACACUCCUUCUGUAGGGACUGUUUGUGGGGCCUACUGAAAGAAACCGAGAUCAAUCUUUUGUGCCCUGUGUGCCGGCAAGCGGUCGACGACAGCUGCUUCCCUUCCAAUGUUACUGUUAAACACCUCAUCGAAACAUUGAAGUUGUUGAACGAGCAACAAACAGGGGCUGAGAACUGCCCCAUUCAUCACGAUCCACUGAGCUUGUACUGUGAGCAAGACCAGGAAAUUAUCUGCGGUCUAUGUGGCAUUAUUGGUGAUCACCACCAUCACCACAUCACACCGUUGACCAGUGUAUACAGCAGGAUGAAGGAGGAAGUGUCUACACUAAUAACCGAUGUACAGAAAGAAAGGAGAAAUUUGGAGGAGCACAUUAGUAAACUCACCAACAACAAGACCCGCAUUUCAAAUGAGUCUGAUGUGUUCCAGCGCUUGAUUAGCAAAGAGUUUCGGGAGCUACACAAAUACAUUGCAGAGGAGGAGUCACACUUCCUGGACAUGGUAGCGAGGAAGGCUGCUGAGCUCAUCAGAUCCAUUGAGUCUCAGCUCAUGCAGAAAAAUGAGAUCCUGAGAACAGUGCGUGAACGAGAAAGACAGCUGGAAAACUUGGGAAAUGAAAACCACCUGCAUUUCAUUCAGAAUUAUGCUGUGGUCACAUCUAAUUCACAGACACCUCUCCCACGCUCCGUUGAAAAGCCUUACACUGCUGUCUCUUUUAAGCCAGGGUUCCGACAAGAUGACAUCAAGCUCACCGUCUGGAAGCGCCUACACCGCAGAAUACUGCCAAGUCCAGAGAUUUUGAGGUUGGAUCCACUCACUGCACAUCCCCUUUUAGAGCUAUCCAAAGGAGACACUUUGGUGCAAUGCCGCUCACUUGCCUCCCGUCGGGGGAGCAACCCAGAAGGCUUUGGCCACAGCAGUUGUGUACUGGCAACACGUGGUUUUUCUACUGGGAAACAUUACUGGGAAGUUAUUGUUGGUUCGAAACAGAAAUGGAGAAUUGGUGUGGUCAAGGGCACAGUGAGUCGCAAAGGAAAGCUGAUUCGAGCCCCUGACGCUGGAGCUUGGCUCAUUGGACUUAAAGAGGGACGGUUCUAUGAAGCCUUUACAUCCCCCAGUGUCUCUCUACCCAUCAACACACGGCCACAGCGUAUUGGUAUCUUCCUGGAUUAUGAGAAGGGGGAGCUAACCUUUUAUAAUGCAGACAGCCCAGAUGAGCUGAUGCAAAUAUAUACCUUCCAAACAGAAUUCCAUGGCAAGCUCUAUCCUCUGUUUGAUGUAUGCUGGCAGGAUAGGGGCCCCAAUCCUCUGCCUAUUAUACUACCACAAGUAUAAAUAAGGGAUAAUGCCACGUUUGUGUAGAUGCCAUUAAAAUAUAUAUAAAAUGUCAUUCUGCCCCAGUGCUAGAUCUGUUUCUGGUCCUAUAGAAAUCUUAAGGAUGUAACAUUUCAAAGGGGUUGGAUUUAAGGGCAGCAAGAACAAAUUAUUAUUUUGAUAAUUAUGUGUUUUAUUGAUCUUUUCUGAAGACUGCUUUUUCAGAAACAAGGACAGGUUCAUGAUUAUGCUUCCAAAAUGUAUAUUAGAAUCUGAAAAAAACAAAAACUAAUAGUCUCUUCAAAACUGUAUUCGUGAAAUAAUUAUUGAGUUCAUAUGUUCGUAAAUCUAUCCUUCUAAAUGCAUGGCCAGUUGUUUUUUUUCUUUGAAAGUAUAAAUACGGCUAAACAAACAGUUUUAAAAUCAUUUAAUCUUUUAAUCCAGGACACCUAUAAGAAAUAAAUCUAGAAUUCAGGCCUGUAUAUAGAAAAACAGACUAUAGUGUCCCAAACAUUUGUAACCUAAAACCUGCAUUUUUAUAAUAAUUCCCUGUUUAAAGAUUUGAUUAGACACCCAACCUUUAUGUUCACCUUUAAGUACAUUUAACAUUGGCAGUGUUUGGUUUUUAUGUACUCAAUUAUUAUUAUUUUGUAAUUUAACAAAUGGAACUGUGAACUAAUCGUAUGGAAUCGACAAUAUGUGGAUUGUAUAUGACUGGGUAAUAAGUGUUUUUCUUAUUUAUUUUGCUAACAUCUAUAGCUAAUUACUGACAACAUACAUUAAAUAAAUCAUUUAAAAGAGUAAUUAGAUUAAACAGUUUUGUGAUGGGUGAGUUUUGAGCUGAAUCUGCCUGAUAAUAUAUUAUACUGGGCUUUUACUAAAUCUAGUGCAUGUAAAUAGCUAUACCUGUCAUUGGAUAUAUAGGGAUUGCCACAGGAUAUAGCAGAAGUGGUUGUACCUCCAAGUGAAUAUAUCGAGAGAUUCUGGACUGUCAUUUAAUCUAAGGAAUUUAAGAGGCUGUACUUGCUAUGCCUCUAAGGAUUGAUGGGAAUGAAUUUCCAGUGGUCCUGGAAUUCUACAUCAGUUUUAAAACCCGGUUCUGCUGCAAAGACAUUAUCUGAUGGUAGCUGACACAAGGACUUGGGUCUUUUAGGACCUACAAUAUGUCAGGCCUAUGACGAUAACAUGGGAUUUGCUAAACUCUGAAUUAAUUUUUUGUUCCAAGGACUGUUCUCCUCUGUUUGCGAUUCUACACUAAUGAACUUUAAAGCAAAUGCCUGGACAUUUUAAUACAUGAAUCACAUGUAGUCACUCUUGAAGCAGAUUUACUGAUUAAACUAAUAGCUUUAUGUUCUGUGACUGAAUAAAGGCCCAAUGUCUCCGUC